UUAUCACAUGAAAAUAGUUUUAUCAGUCUUUUAGACGGUUUCUCGAGUUGACUAGUCAGUCUAGUCUUUACUCUUUAGUUAAGUCAAAUUUAUUCUGUUCGCUGACGACGACGACGCCAUCACAGAGAUGAAAUUCUUUCAAGCGGCUUCCAGGUGGUCGAAAAACCACAAGUUUUUUUUGACCAGUUUUGGUGUGUUAGCUGGUGGUGGUAGUUCCAUUAUUUAUGCACUCGAGCAGUCGAUUCAUGCUUCUAAUGACGCAGCUCACGUGGCUAAACAAAAAUGGAAUCAUAACGGAUGGUUUGAUACAUUAGACCACGCUAGUGUUCGUCGAGGAUGGGAAGUGUACAAAAACGUUUGUGCAGCAUGUCAUAGCGUUGAGUACUUGGCAUAUCGUGAGUUAGUUGGAGUAUGUCUGACCGAAGAUGAAGCCAAAGCUGAAGCUGCAGAACAAAUGAUUGAUGACGGACCUGAUGAAACUGGUGCCAUGUACAAAAGACCUGGCAAAUUAUCGGAUAUAUUACCAAAACCUUAUCCAAAUCAAGAAGCUGCUCGUUAUGCUAAUGGUGGCGCAUACCCACCAGAUUUGACUUACAUCACUCAAGCUAGAAUAGACGGAGAGAAUUAUAUCUUUGCUUUAUUGACUGGUUACAUGGACCCACCAGCAGGAAUUUCAUUAGCAGAAAAUCAACAUUAUAAUCCUUACUUCCCUGGUGGUGCUAUUGGAAUGGCUCAAGCAUUAUAUGAUGAGAUAAUUGAAUAUGGAGAUGGAACUCCAGCUACACAAAGUCAAUGUGCAAAAGAUGUUAUCACGUUUUUAAAAUGGUGUGCUGAACCAGAACAUGAUACUAGAAAAUUAUUUGCAAUGAAAGCAUUCACAGUAUUAGGAGUUCUUAAUUUAGUGGUCUGGUAUCUUCAUAGACAUUAUUGGUCAGUAUUGAAGAGCCGCAAAAUACUACAAAGUCCUAAAUCUUUCUUCAAAAAGUAAACUGUUUUAGCUCAUUGCAAAAAUUGAAAAUAUAAAAAAUAAAAAAAUUCGUAAUGUUUUAAAAGUUAAAUGUUAAUAUCAACUCUUGUAUGUAUGUUAGCAAUCAAAAUUUGUACUCACUGCUAAAUUUUAUGUUUAUAAACCAAAUGCAAUUUUAUUUAGAUUAUAAUUCAUUUGAGUAGUUUAAAGCAAACCGUUUUCAACCCUUUUGAUGCUAUAUUAUGGACUAUCGUAUUAUUUUUACAUUUAUUUUUCACAUAGUAUGUUGAAUAAAAUAUACGCUGUUGCA
This is a messenger RNA of Metopolophium dirhodum (rose-grain aphid), 1277 nucleotides long. Its product is annotated as cytochrome c1, heme protein, mitochondrial-like. The record is from RefSeq and is a predicted model, not a curated record. NCBI's taxonomy places the organism in Eukaryota, Metazoa, Arthropoda, Insecta, Hemiptera, Aphididae. Bases 128 to 988 code for a protein of 286 amino acids. Gene Ontology annotation, molecular function: electron transfer activity; heme binding. The transcript is spliced from 7 exons. Gene Ontology annotation, biological process: mitochondrial electron transport, ubiquinol to cytochrome c.